Impatiens glandulifera is the source of this 2313-nucleotide messenger RNA. RefSeq names its product proton pump-interactor 1-like. The transcript is spliced from 8 exons. NCBI's taxonomy places the organism in Eukaryota, Viridiplantae, Streptophyta, Magnoliopsida, Ericales, Balsaminaceae. The coding region runs from base 163 to 2064 and encodes 633 amino acids. The record is from RefSeq and is a predicted model, not a curated record.
UUCAUAUAGCAAACACGCCUUGGUUUAGGCCCAAGAAAGAACGAGAUCUGACCUUUUCUCUGUAUCUUUUUUGCUUGCUCUCUUUCACCAUCAUCCUUUCUCUAUAGGGCUCUCUCUUCUCCUGCUGUUCUCUUCAUUAGCUUCUCCUUUUCAGCUGAAAUCAUGGGUGUUGAAGUUGCGGAAACUGUUGUGCCCCAAGCUACCAUCAACGGUUCAAGCGAUGACAUCGGCUCCUUUUUGCAAAAGGCAGGAAAUGGUAAAGAGAUACAUGGAUGGCAAACUGUUGAGCCAAUAAUGUUUGGAUCACAUGGUGCUGCGGAGGAGACUGUUGUUAAUGGAGAUUCAAAGGACACUAGUUUACCGAAGGAUGCUGUAAAUGAUUGGCAUGUGCCAAAACAGUUCCAUUCGUUCUUUUUCGUCAAGUACAGGUUUUUUGAGGACCCAAAAUUGAAAGCGAAAGUGGAAGAAGGUGAGAGGAAGUAUCAGAAGCUAAAUCAAGAUCGAUUUAGCAUCCUCGAUAAACUAAGGGCUAAAAGGGGGGAGAAAACAGCUUUGAAUGCUCAAAUAGAGCCUCUGAGUGUGGAGAACAAUAAGUACAGGAAAAUGUUCGACGAUAAGAGAAAGGAGAUGGAGCCUCUGCAGGAGGCUCUAGGAAAGUUGCGUGGAUCUGGAAUGGCUGGUGGAGAUAGAAACGGAGGAAGUAUAUAUUCGUCUGAGGAAGAGCUAAAUGCAGCUAUCAAAAGCUUGGAUUAUCGUAUUUCACACGGUUCUAUGCCCCUCACUGAAGAGAAACUGAUCUUAAGGGAAAUGAAGCAACUUGAAGCAACUAGGGACAAAGUCAUUGCCAAUUCUGCCAUAAGAGCAAAGCUUCAGGAAUCACUUGGUGAAAAAACUGUCAUUCAGGAUCAGGUUAAACACAUGGGAGGAGACUUGGAUGCAGUUAAAAGGGAGAAGAAGGCAAUUGGAACCAAGAUAAGCAAACUUAUUGAGGAAAGGAAUAGUAUAAAUGGUGAGAUUAAGUUAUUGGAAGCGGAUCUUGAGGCUGCAACAAAAAAGCGAGAUGAAGAGCUCGAAAAGCUUCAAAAACUCAGGAAAGAGAAAGAUUUUGGGAACGGCUCCUUUAAUGCGAACCGUGCUUUGCUCAACGAUGCUAGAAAUCUUGCUGGUAAACAGGACAUCGAAAAGGUCAAAGAGCUUUCUGAGACGCAGGUUAAGAGUUUCAUAUCGAGCUGGAGCAGUAAGAAAGAGUUUAGGGAAGACUACGAGAGAAGGAUUUUGGCAUCAUUGGAUGCUCGACAACUGAGUAGGGAUGGUAGGUUGAGGAAUCCAGGUGAAAAGCCCUUGAUAGAGGCAUCUGCUCCUCCUCCCCAAGUGGAGACUGCUAAAAAGGCUAUUGUUAGACCACCUAAAGAAGAAGUUGUUAUUCUCGCAAAAACUGAAGCUGCCCAGCCAAUUGUGAAUGUCCAGAAAGAAGAAGUUAAGAAUAAGAGUAAGCCCCAGAAAGAAGAUAAGAGUAAACAAACCAAUCUGGACGUUGUCUUGGAGCCUGCUGUUGAAACUGUUGUGGUGAAAGAGAAGGAAAUUCCGAAAGAGACCAAAAUUGAUGAGGCCAAGUUGAAGGAAAUUAAAAGAGAGGAAGAGAUUGCUAAAUCCAAGCAAGCAUUGGAGAGGAAGAAGAAGCUGGCUGAGAAAGCUGCUACUAAGGCCGCCAUUAAAGCUCAGAAGGAUGAAGAAAAGAAGCUCAAGGAACGUGAAAAGAAAGCAAGAAAGAAGGCUGCUGCUUCUGCACCAGCAGAUGAAUCCGACGAACAGCCAGCUGAAGCAGAAAUUGCUGAACCAGAAAAGGCCGAGGAAAUAUCUGAAGCUCCAGUUUCAUUGAAGAACAAGGAUGUGAAGGAUAAAACUGUCAGACUCAGAACUCGACGGUCAACAAAAGGCACGGAUUCACUCCCGAGGGCCAUUCUCAAGAGGAAACAAUCGACAAACUACUGGGUUUGGGCUCUCCCUGCUGGUAUGGCUGUCCUGCUGCUGGUUGCAGCGAUCGCAUACAAGUAUCUCCUUUAAAGGUAACCGGGAUUUCUAAGUGAUCGCCAUGUGGGUGAUUAGAAACUGUAUCAGUAAGACUAAAUAUAUAAUAAUUUGCAUAAUUAUGUUUCCUUUCCUAGAACCAGGCAGUUUGAGAUUCUUGCAGGUGAUCAGUCUUUUCUUUAGACUCUUUUUUUUGGGUGUUUUUGUUAAGACUUGAAAUUUUGAUAUGUUGGAUCCAAACUCUUUUUUACUUCUAAUUUCUACAGGAAUUCAUACUUUCUUGCA